This is a messenger RNA of Kwoniella botswanensis, 1338 nucleotides long. Its product is annotated as eukaryotic translation initiation factor 3 subunit E. Gene Ontology annotation, biological process: translational initiation. The record is from RefSeq and is a predicted model, not a curated record. NCBI's taxonomy places the organism in Eukaryota, Fungi, Basidiomycota, Tremellomycetes, Tremellales, Cryptococcaceae. The transcript has 6 exons. Gene Ontology annotation, molecular function: translation initiation factor activity. Bases 1 to 1338 code for a protein of 445 amino acids. Gene Ontology annotation, cellular component: nucleus; cytoplasm; eukaryotic translation initiation factor 3 complex.
AUGGCCGAAUACGAUCUCACACAAAAACUCAUCCCUCACCUCGACCGACAUCUUGCUAUCCCUCUCCUCAAUCACCUUUCGGAUAUCGCCAUCUUUCCUGCCGAGCAGUUAGCUAAAGCUCAGUAUGACCUCGUCAAAGGGACCAACAUGGUUGACUACGUCGAACAAUUACAAGAACAAGCAAAGACAGGAGAAUCAAGGGAUUUUGCCAAGUUGAGGGAAGAAGCGACAGCCAAAUAUCAAGAAUUGCAGGAGAAGGCUCAACCAGUUAUGAAGAUUGAUAUCGAUCAAAUCAACGCAUUGUACCACUUUGGUCAAUAUCAAUACACCCUUGGUGAUUAUGCCCGCGCUGCAAACUUCCUUUACCACUUCCUGAUAUUCUCUCCUUCCCUUGAUCUCAACAUUUCCGCUCACUGGGGUAAAUUAUCGUCCAAUAUCUUGUCAGGAGAAUGGGAGGCUGCUUUGGUGGAAAUAAAAGAUUUACGAGAUGCUAUCGACAACCCUCACGGAACAUCAAUGGCCAAACCUUUGGCUCAACUACAAGCCAGAACAUGGUUACUCCACUGGUCAUUAUUCGUCUUCUUCAACCUGGGCGAAGGUCAAGGUUGUCAAGGAUUACUCGACAUGUUCCUCUCCCCCGCUUACCUCAAUACGAUACAGACGUCAUGCCCUCACCUCCUCCGAUACCUCGUCGCCGCUGCCAUAAUCUCACGUCGAGCACCCAAGCCUGCUGGUACCCGAGGAAACCGAGAUCAUGUCAAGGAAUUGACCAAAAUCGUUCAGAUGGAGGAAUAUCAAUACUCUGAUCCAGUUACCGGGUUCCUGAAGGAUUUGUUCGUUGACUUCGACCUCAACCAAGCUCAGAAACGAUUGACAGUAGCGGAGAGUGUCGUACGAUCGGAUUUCUUCCUCUCAGGAUUCGCGGAUGAAUUUGUGGAGAAUGCUAGAUGGUUGAUAAGUGAGGUUUUCUGCAGGAUACAUCGAAGGAUAGAUAUCGGUGAAUUGUCCAAGACACUCAAUUUGACUAAUGAGGAGGGCGAGAAAUGGAUUGUCAACUUGAUUAGAGAUUCACGAAUGGGAGUAGAGGCCAAGAUCGAUUUGAAGGAGAACAUGCUUCACAUUACUCGACCACAUGCUACACCAACAGCGACUCUCAUCGAAACCACAAGAGGUCUUGCUUUCCGAUCUCAAGCCAUCCAAUUUGCCAUGCAAAGUAGUGCAGGAGAUUCUCGAGGCGAACGAGGCGAGCGAGGGGAGCGAGGGGAGCGUGGUGGUAGAGGUGGACGAGGUGGAAGAACUCGAGGUGGAGCACCAGCCAGGGAGGAGGUUGCAGCUUAG